ACUGAAUCUUGAGGAAGAAUUGGAUCAGAUGAAAGUACUCCAGUCUGUGGAACCACUUUUUAAAUUUAGUGAAGACAAUGGGGUCAAGAGCAGUACUCCAAAGAGAAAUAUGAAAGAAGUUUCACAUCAGACAUUACAGAAGGUACAGCAACUAGAAAGAAGAUUCAAAGCUAUUGAAGGGGAAUUAAAGAAACAGAAAGAAGUAAAUAAAGACUUAUUGAAGGAGAAAAAUGAUUUGAAAGCAUCUUUAAAAGUGCAAAAGGAAAAUGCAGACACAAGAGAAAGAGAGCUGGAAACGCUACUUAAGAGGAUUUGUGAAAUAAAAAAAGACAAAGCAGAACUUCAGUUAGUGAUUGAUGAGCAGGAAAAAGAAGCUGCCUCUUUGAAGAGGCAAGUGGCAGAAGCUAACAGGUUGGGAAAUGAAAAUGAAGAUUUGCUGAGUCAAGUGCAGAAGCUGAAGUGUUCACUGGAUGAAGCCAAAGCAGUGGCAACCUCUGGGCAAUGUAAUUGCAAGAUAACAGGCACCAAGGUUAAAUUAAAAACAGCCAAGAAAAAGAGCUCUUUGGGACAUCAUGGAGCUUUUCUCAAACAGUCCAUCAAGGUUAUGAGUAAUAUAUUUGAGAACUUCAGUAAGGACGGCUGGGAGGAUGUGAGUGAAAGCAGUGACUCUGAAAUACCAACUUCAGAAAGUUUGGAAACAGUGAUUAUGAAGACAGUGCAAAACAUUGAUCCACUGCCAGACAGAAGUAAACAACAGGGAAAAAAGCAAAUACAAGAUAGUCAAAAGCCCUGCAACGUUGUUCAUUUAGAAGGCAAAAAACAGCACUAUAAUAAAAAGGGCCAUUCACAGAAUAAAGACCUGGAAAAGUUACAUUCCAAGGGGAGGAAGAUCUGCUAUCUCAUAACAUCUUAUCCAUCAAUUCUAAGUAAAGUCAACAGAACAAAAAGGAGAAAUCUCAUUGUCCAGAAACCGGGCUACUCUGUUACUCUACUGCAGGAAAGAAUUAAGGCAUUGCAGCAGCAGAUAGCUGCUUUACAGAAUGAAAAAAAGACAGCAGUGUCUUCUGUGAAGGGAUUUAAAGAAACCAAUGAAAAACUAACAACUCAGCUACGUUUGGCUGAUCAGAGACUUCAAAAUAGUAAACUGACCAUAGAGGUGUUGACCUCCAACCUGGCCAAGUGGCAACAAGAGAAGGAAGAUUUACAAGGAAAAUUGAAGUUGAGAGAACAUCUGUCUCAAACUGCUGGCAAAAGUGAAGCCACACCAGCUCCUUCAAAGAACAUAGAUUUAGAGAUGAAACAGCUGCAGUGCAAACUAAAGAAUUCGAAUAAUGAAAUUACGAAGCAAUCGACCACCAUUAAGUCCCUAAAAAACGAAGUCCAGGAAAAAGAAGAACGGAUACGGGAACUACAAGCGAAGAUUUCUCGACUGGAGAGGGAUCUUAAUAUGAAAAGACAUUUGAUAGAAGACUUAAGGUCUCGUCUAAAAGCAAAUCAAGAAAAUGAGAAAACUUCUCAUGAAACAUUAGAAAGUCUUGAGAGAAAGGUAAAGGCACUGGCUGAAGACUGUUCGAACAAAAAAACUUCCAUUGACUCACUGAAACAAAAACUUAAUGUGGCUACGAAGGAGAAGUCUCAGUAUGAGCAGAUGUAUCACAAGGCUAAAGAUGAGUUGGAAAAAAAGGAUCUCAAGCUUACCAAUCUAGAGAGCAAAAUGAUUGAGACUGAAUAUGCUAUGACUGAACUUGAGACUACUGCAUCUCAACAACUACAUGGCUUGGCUAAACAGAGUGGACAGGCUUUGGAAACUGUACAGAAGAAGCUGCUGCUCAGCAAUGACAAAGUAGAAGAAUUCAUGACUUUUGUGAAGGCUCUAACCAGAGAGUUACAGCACAGCAUACAAGAGCUGAGAACAAAAAUCAAACAGGCAAAAAAAAUUGGAGAAGUGGGAGUGUGCCAAAAGGGUCUUUCCCAAGAGUCUGUUCAGUUGGCAGCAUCUAUUCUUAAUGUUUCAACAACUGAUCUGGAGGAAAUAUUAGAAGUAGAAGAUGAUGAGGAAACAGCAAAGACAAAAAUGGAAUUUGAAAAAGAUAAAGAAUGGCUGCAGUAUAUACAGAAACUUCUUGAAGCACAGUUUCCUUUUGCCUCAUACUUAAUGGAUGCCAUACUGGAAAAAUUAAAUGAGAAGAAGAAGUUGGUAGAAGAGUACAGUUCUCUCAUGAAACAGACUGUAUGA
Molecule: messenger RNA, 2236 nt
Organism: Balearica regulorum gibbericeps (East African grey crowned-crane)
Lineage: Eukaryota; Metazoa; Chordata; Aves; Gruiformes; Gruidae
Source: RefSeq, a predicted model, not a curated record